Rhopalosiphum maidis (corn leaf aphid) is the source of this 1849-nucleotide messenger RNA. RefSeq lists its product as uncharacterized. NCBI's taxonomy places the organism in Eukaryota, Metazoa, Arthropoda, Insecta, Hemiptera, Aphididae. The coding region runs from base 107 to 1351 and encodes 414 amino acids. The record is from RefSeq and is a predicted model, not a curated record. The transcript has 4 exons.
UUAAGAGUUAAUUAAUAAUAAUAAACGGUUUUAUUACAAAACUAUUUAUAUAAAAGAUAGAACUGUUUUACUAACUUAGAACACUUUUAAACUAUUCGUAGUCAAGAUGAAGUCGUCAUUGGUUUUGAUUUUGGCUGUUUGCUUUUCUUACUCUGUUGCAGUCGAAGUACCCAAAUUAGUGAAUUGGAAAUAUGACAAUGAUACGAUACCCGAGAUGUUGCCGAGAAAUAUGCGAGAAAAAAGUGACAAAGAAAUUGAAAAAGCUGUUUUUAAUGCGUACCAAAAUCAAAUUAGAGUAAUUUCUGAGUACAGCGGUCAUGUUUAUGAUCCCGAAUUUCCGUUUGGAUAUUUCAAAAAUGAAGUUCUCAUACCGAAUACACAUUCAUAUGAAUCAGACAUUGAUUUGGUAUUCAACAAUAACGUAUUCAGAGGACUAACGGAUUAUAACGAAAACGUUAUUAUCGUUAAAUGGGCACCUGAUCAAAUCGAAACUAAUGUCGAAUGGAAAGAGGCAAAUAUUAGAGGAAACUAUUAUUAUUCAAAUAGCACAUACUUUGAUCAAGGAAACUAUCACAUUCAAUUGGAAGAUUUAAAAUACCGGGCAAAUACAACAUUUACUGAAAACACCAUGAAAUACCCAUCUUCAGUGCCAAGUUCAAGCAUUUCAUAUAAGAGCGUUAAAGCUUCAUUUUCAGGAAAUAUUCCAGCUGUAUCAAAUGUCGACAAUUCAUACAGCCUUAAAUACUUCCUGGAAGAUGUUGCUUUCCAACACAUCGCUGAUAAUGUAGUUAAGUCGAUACAACCUAACAUUUCUAUCGCAAUUAGACAAGCAGUUAGACCAUACAUUAUAUUCAAGAACGUAUCGGACCCAAACUUCAAAGGAUUUACUGCCAGUACACCUUCGGGUAUACAACUCAAAGUCGAUGAAGUUUUCACUAAUGGUUUGAACCAAACUCAUCAAAGAGUAAAAAAUAUGACUGUUGAUAUGGCUAAUAAAAAAUUGAUCUCAAAAACCGAGAUGGUUAUGCAUUAUUUGAGCGGAACUUUCCGAGUGCAGCUUACCACCGCCAACAACAAAGAGUACGAGGAUAAAGCUUACUUUGAAAUCGAAAAUAUCAAUAUACAUCCAGUUAGCAAUAUGUUCAACCGUGAUGAUUGCUAUGCAAAUACCACUAUUACAAACACAAAAGUUGUGGUAAACCCUGAAAAGUUGAAUUUGUCCAGAGAUGAGGAGAUUGAAGUAAAUCAUGUUUUAGUGGAAGAAUAUAAUAACACCCUUAAGAAAAAAUUUGAUAAAACUAUUUGCAUAGCUUUGGCUGAUAUGCUUAACUCCAAAGCUGGAAACUUUUAAUUAUCAAAAAUAUUUUGAAAAGCAAAUAAUCCGUCAAUUCAGCAGUUAUGUAAUACAUAUAUAAUAUACAAUAUACAUACAUAUAUAUAGACAUUGGUGGUACAUAAGGAAAUGUCCUGAAGUUUUACUUUAGAUAUUUUUUUGUCUAUUUUAGUUAUUCUAUUAAAAAAGUUAUAGUUAUAUUUUAUGUCUCUAUACUCUCUACUCUCUAAUAGUAUAAAUUACAAACAAUAAUUUAUGAGCUUAUGCAUUUAUUAGGUUAUUAGUUUAUUACUUUUUAAAGCAACGCCAGUGUUAAAUUUAUAUUUUUCUGACUGACUGGUCUCAUAUACUCUGAUAGAGGCUCAUUUUUAAUAUAUAUAUAUAUAUUUUAAAUAAUUGCUUAGCAAUAUACAAAUCACUUUUUCGUAUAAUUUUUUUAAUGUGAGGCUAUGUGAUAAAAACAAUAUUUUAUGUUAAAAAUUGUAUUUGUUUUAUUUAGUAUAAUUGAAAUUAAAA